Molecule: messenger RNA, 5046 nt
Organism: Pan troglodytes (chimpanzee)
Lineage: Eukaryota; Metazoa; Chordata; Mammalia; Primates; Hominidae
Gene: AZIN2
Product: antizyme inhibitor 2
Exons: 11
Coding region: 818-1747 (309 amino acids)
Biological process (GO): positive regulation of polyamine transmembrane transport; negative regulation of protein catabolic process; positive regulation of catalytic activity
Cellular component (GO): cytoplasm
Molecular function (GO): ornithine decarboxylase activator activity; catalytic activity
Source: RefSeq, a predicted model, not a curated record
GGGGUCGGUGGCUGCUGGGCUGGCGGGGCGCGGGCCGCGGGACCCGAGCCCGGGGGAGCGAGAGAGCGGAGGCGCCGAGGAUCCGAUUCAUUCGCUGGGGAGACCUAUGGGCCGAAGCCGUGUAAAUGCGUUUUAAGGGGCCUCGGCUCCGCAACUGCCACUCCUCCUCGGGGUGUUGCACAAGUUUCGAGGUCACCGGCGACCCCCCCUAGCAGCGCUCCUGGCUCUGGCCCCCGCGAAGGAGGACGGAGUUUGUGUGUUGCAUACUUUCUAAGGCGGCGGCUGCAGCAGCGGCUCCAUCCAGCCCGUCAGCUCCUCCUGCAAGGCAUGGCUGGCUACCUGAGUGAAUCGGACUUUGUGAUGGUGGAGGAGGGCUUCAGUACCCGAGACCUGCUGAAGGAACUCACUCUGGGGGCCUCACAGGCCACCACGGACGAGGUAGCUGCCUUCUUCGUGGCUGACCUGGGUGCCAUAGUGAGGAAGCACUUUUGCUUUCUGAAGUGCCUGCCACGAGUCCAGCCCUUUUACACUGUCAAGUGCAACAGCAGCCCAGGUGUGCUAAAGGUUCUGGCCCAGCUGGGGCUGGGCUUUAGCUGUGCCAACAAGGCAGAGAUGGAGUUGGUCCAGCAUAUUGGAAUCCCUGCCAGUAAGAUCAUCUGCGCCAACCCCUGUAAGCAAAUUGCACAGAUCAAAUAUGCUGCCAAGCAUGGGAUCCAGCUGCUGAGCUUUGACAAUGAGAUGGAGCUGGCAAAGGUGGUAAAGAGCCACCCCAGUGCCAAGGUUUGUCCAGCAGAGGGGCACUGUGUGUCUCAUCAGGAUGGUUCUGUGCAUUGCUACUGAUGACUCCCACUCCCUGAGCUGCCUGAGCCUAAAGUUUGGAGUGUCACUGAAAUCCUGCAGACACCUGCUUGAAAAUGCGAAGAAGAACCAUGCGGAGGUGGUGGGUGUGAGUUUUCACAUUGGCAGUGGCUGUCCUGACCCUCAGGCCUAUGCUCAGUCCAUCGCAGAUGCCCGGCUCGUGUUUGAAAUGGGCACCGAGCUGGGUCACAAGAUGCACGUUCUGGACCUUGGUGGUGGCUUCCCUGGCACAGAAGGGGCCAAAGUGAGAUUUGAAGAGAUUGCUUCCGUGAUCAACUCAGCCUUGGACCUGUACUUCCCAGAGGGCUGUGGCGUGGACAUCUUUGCUGAGCUGGGGCGCUACUACGUGACCUCGGCCUUCACUGUGGCAGUCAGCAUCAUUGCCAAGAAGGAGGUUCUGCUAGACCAGCCUGGCAGGGAGGAGGAAAAUGGUUCCACCUCCAAGACCAUCGUGUACCACCUUGAUGAGGGCGUGUAUGGGAUCUUCAACUCAGUCCUGUUUGACAACAUCUGCCCUACCCCCAUCCUGCAGAAGAAACCAUCCACGGAGCAGCCCCUGUACAGCAGCAGCCUGUGGGGCCCGGCGGUUGAUGGCUGUGAUUGCGUGGCUGAGGGCCUGUGGCUGCCGCAACUACACGUAGGGGACUGGCUGGUCUUUGACAACAUGGGCGCCUACACUGUGGGCAUGGGUUCCCCCUUUGGGGGGACCCAGGCCUGCCACAUCACCUAUGCCAUGUCCCGGGUGGCCUGGGAAGCGCUGCGAAGGCAGCUGAUGGCUGCAGAACAGGAGGAUGACGUGGAGGGUGUGUGCAAGCCUCUGUCCUGCGGCUGGGAGAUCACAGACACCCUGUGCGUGGGCCCUGUCUUCACCCCAGCGAGCAUCAUGUGAGUGGGCCUCGUUCCCCCCCGGAGAAUCCCAGCGGGGCCUCAGAGAUGCAUCUGGGAGAGGUGGGGAAGAUGGCAGGCAAGGGUACCCUUGGCCAGGACUCUGGUGCCCACCCUGCCACCCCCGCGCUCCACCUGCAGUGUUUCUGCCCUGUAAAUAGGACCAGUCUUACACUCGCUGUAGUUCAAGUAUGCAACAUAAAUCCUGUUCCUUCCAGCUGUGUCUGCCUCCUCUGCAGUGCAAGGGGCCUGGUCAGCCAGGUGUGGGGGUGUUCUUGGGGUCUCCUUUGGUCUCCUUCCCACCUUUGUAAAUAUAAUGCAAAUAAAUAAAUAUUUAGGUUUUUAAAAACUGCAGCGGAAUCUGGCAGUUUGAUUCACAAAGCAGCCUGGGCUAGGCCUGGGGCAGGAUUUCCCCAUCACGCACUGAUGAGCCCACACCCUCUGUUUUAGUCCUGAGCCCUGGCUGCAGCGUGUGCCUCCCCCACUAGUACUCACCUUAUCUGACUCAUCUCUCUCCUCCUCAUGGGCCUCCAGGCCUGGUGCCAUAAGGAAGGGGCUGCUGUCAGAGACUGAGAUGGGCAGUUACGUAGCUCAUAACUGGUGAACGGCCUUUGUGUCAGCCCAACACCCAGCUUAAGGCCUGGCCCAGAGUAGGGGCAAUGGAGUAUUUAACACAGCUGUGGAAAUUCAUACUGAAGAUACAGAGCCAAGAAAUGGGUGUGUGGGAGGUUUUGAGUGGACCCUGCACCCUUGCUCUCCCUGCAGGUUGGCAAGGCAGUCAGAGUAAAGCAGACACCUGGUGGUCGCUUUUGCUUCUUUGGGCAGUGCCUGUUAGAACAGGGCUGGCCACGGAGUAUUGCUGUGUCCAGUGCCGACAGCCCUGGCAUCCCCUGAGACUGGCAGUGCUUAUCAGGACAAAGGCUCCUUCACACUGCCGGGUUCCCAAAUUAUGCCCCCGGGGUGUGUGAGCUGUUGAGCAAAGGAGUUCAGAUUUUAGAGUCCCCCUCAGUGGCUGCAGGGGACUCUAAAUAUUUUUCUGCUGCAAUUAAAAGAUUUGAGAUGUAAUUCAUAUGCAAUCAUCAAAUUCACCCUUUUAAAUGCAGAAGCCUGGGUGCAGUGGCUCACACCUGUAAUCCCAGCACUUUGGGAGGCUGAGGCAGGUGAUCACCUGAGGUCAGGAGUUCGAGACCAGCCUGGCCAACAUGGCAAAACCCCGUCUCUACUAAAAAUACAAAAAUUAGCUGGGUGUGGUGGUAUGUGCCUGUAAUUCCAGCUACUCAGGAGGCUGAGGCAGGAGAAUCACUUGAACAGGGAGGUGGAGGUUGCAGUGAGCCGAGGUUGCAGUGAGCUGAGAUUGCACCACUGCACUCCAGCCUGGGCAACUGAGCGAGACCCUGUCUCAAAUAAAGAAAUAAAUAAAGUGGAGAAGUUAGUGGUUUCUGGUGUAUUCAGUUGUGUAACCAUCACCCUAGAAAGAAAUCCCAUACCCAUUAGCAGUCACUCUCCAUUUUUCCCAUUCCCCAGUCCCUGAUGACACAAAUCUACCUUCCAUCUCUAUGGAUUUGCUUAUUCUGGACAUUGUAUUGUGAUGGAUUUUCUAUCUUCACUUGAGCUUCUCUCUAGGUAAGCCUGGCCAUCCUGCUUCAGUAUCUCAGCCAGUCCUGGUGGGAACUGUACGUGGCUUUGAGGUCAUCUCAUGAGGCAAUGUGGCAUGGGUUUGGAGUGAAUGAGGUGCUUUCUCAAAACCAGGGGUGUCUCCCUUUUCCAGGUGGGAUCUAGUUUUUGGUAUCUUGACAAUAAAUAGGCUGAAAGCUUGGGACAUCAAAAGACUCAGGGCAAUCAGAAAGGGUUACUCUACUACCCCGUGAUCCACCAAAGCCACGAUUUACAGGUAUUACCAUGCCUGUAAUUGUCUAUCAGACUGAGACUUCUUCCAUCUCAGAUCUCCAAGCACUCAUACUUCUUUUGCGGGGAGGGACAUAGGUUUUCUGCUGGAACCAGGCAUCUGCUGUGAAAAGCGCAGGAAUCCUGGGAAGAUCUCAUGGCUGGCUACAGUGAGACCCAGGUGUAGCUGAUUCCCUCUUCUGAGCAAGUCCACUGAGGGGGCAUUCUGUGGCUUUUGAAAUGACAGUGGCUGUCAUGGAGUUUGAAUGGAUUUCUCACUGGAGCCUUUCUAGUGUUUCAUGUUCCAUUUGCAGCAAGGAUGUGAAAUUUACUUUUCCAAGAAAGAUACACGCAGAACUUGAUGUGGCUUACUUGAGGAUAAUAGUUAAUAGUCAUUUUUUCCCAGUUAUUUGUUUUUGUUUCUUAUUUCAAUCUUUUUCUAAAGAGAAGAAAAAAGCCUGAAAUGUGGAGAACGGUAAGGGGCUUCAGGCUUGUGCAGGCGAAUCUAAGCAGGGGUCUCCUGGACCCCUGGCUGCAUGGGCACUGCCUCCUCCAAGCUCCCUGCUGAGCGACCCACUGGUAGUGGCUCCUCAUGCCUCCUGGUUGCCUUGGAAGUCAGAUGUUCCUGUUGGCCUCUCACAGACCCAUCCUUCCCUGGGGCAUCACCUGAGGAACAUCCUCUUCCCAAUGCCUCCCUACAACCCACCUGUGCCUCCUGAAGCCCCUCCUGUGCGCACACUCACUCUCUCUCAUUCUCUCCCUCAAGGAGUUAACAGAUCUGAGCUUCCAUCUUCUCAUACUCAGGACUGGCCCCUUCUUCCCCUUUCCCCUCCACAGUCCGUCCUCCACUCAGCAGCCAGAUGCCGUACCUCCUGGGAUUCCGUUUCACCAAGAAUGAAAUUUAAAGUCCUUGGCCAGCUGGCUCUCUGACUCCCACACUUCCCUCUCAUGCACUGGGUCCUGGCCACACUGGCCUCCUCUCUGUUCUUCAAACACUCCACUGCUGGGCAUGCAUUUACUGUCCCCUCUCUAGAAUGAUCUUCCUGGGUUAUCUGUGGGCCUCACUCACUUCAUUCAGGUUCUGUGCAAAUGUUUUCUUUAGGUGAAGCCUUCUGGAUCACCCUUUAGAAAAUAGCAUGUCCCAGUCUCUCUCUUUUCUCUUAACUAGUUUUCUUUUUCUUCAUAGUACCUACCACCACUCAACAUACUCUAUAACUCCAUAAUGUGUUCCAUAACACAAGGGCAACUGUCAGCCCUUCUAGAAUGUGAGCUCUAGGCUCUUGGAAUAAACCUGAUGUAUUUUUUCACUGCUGUGUCCUUAUUACCUAGAACGGAGUAGGUGUUCAAAAAGUAUAUGCUGGAUGGGCAAAUGAAUAAACAUGUCUGAAUCUGUCUGAAUAAACAUGCUCUUAAUCUGUC